AUGUCUUCUCGACCGAUGCUUAAGCUGACCUUCAGUAAAACGAAGGUUGACCAAGUUGCUAAGGCCGUUUCUCCUCCUUCUCCUACCACCCCCGGGGGCUCCUCACUUCCUAAGCUCAAAUUCAAAAUCGGCCCAAAGCCCAGCGCAGAUGAACAACAAUCCUCCCCGCCUGGUUCAUCCUCCAAAUCCUCCAAAUCCUCCAAAAAGCCUAAGGCUUCCCGACCUAAGGCAUCACAAGAGACCCCACGCUCAAGUUCUUCAAAGAAACGAGCCAGAGACAGAACCGGUAACGAUGCUGGCAUCGGUUCCCCAGCUCCAGCGUCCAAAAACAAGGGAAGCUCAUCUGCAAAAACCCCCGCGAUAAAGCGCAUCAAGUUCAGCACCAAACCUCCGCCAUCUAUCCGUCUACGAAGCAAAGGAGAACCUCCUUUUCGACCGAAAGGUGUGGGCUAUGACUCUGAAGCUUCAGACACAGAAAAGGAUCCGGCCCUGGAAGAACAAUUUAUCCUCCGUAUGCAGCCGGGCGAUGACUGUGAAUACCUCCGCCAGGCCGUGACGGAGAAGAGGUGGGGGCCUCGCAGUCAGGGUGGCGCCGAUGUGAGCUUCAAAUCACUGACUAAAGAUGGACGGCGCGCCGUUAUCAACAUUCGUGGACGCAUAUACGCCGCUUCCCUCGUUGAUCUACCAUGCAUUAUCGAGGGCAUGAAGAGCUGGGAUAAACGCGGCUGGUAUAAAUCUGCAGAUAUCUGCCAGAUGCUGCUUGUGCUUGGCCGUGUCAACUCGGAAGAAGAAGCACAUACCUUCCCACUACCCAAAAACAUCGACGAGUCUAGCUAUCAGUAUGCCCAUGGACUCACCCCGCCACUUCGAUGGGUGCGCAAGAGACGGUUCCGCAAGCGGAUUAGCAACCGCACUAUCGAGGCAGUUGAGUUGGAAGUUGCACGUUUACUAAGGAAAGACAUGGCGGCUGAAAGUCCGCCGGAAUUCGAGAUCCUGGAUUAUGCGCAGUACAUGCGGGAGUCUAGUGCUAUGAGUGAAGAUGGUGCAAGGUACAAUCUGGCUGGACAAGAAUAUGAUGAUGAGCAGGAUGCUGAAGGGGAAGUGGAUGACUACGGCAUGGAUGGCUACACUCAACCUUCUGCACAGGAAGAAGGUGUUGAUGAAUUCGAAGAUGAACUUGCAGCUGAGAUGGAGGCGGCGCUGGCCGCUCAUGCGGAUGGAGACUCAGCCCCUGCUUCUGCUGUUACUGGUGAAAUUCAUGUGUCCGACACAUCUCCGGCCACACCCAUUGCCACGGAAGCUGAGGGAGAAGCAGAGGGUGAGCUUGAGGUGGGAACACCCAUUAUCAAACCCCUAACUGCGGGUGAAACGUCCGGGGAUGACGAUGAAGAUGAAAGCGAAGAGGGAUCGUCGGGCGACGAGGCGGACGAUGCAGACCUCGAUGAAGAUGCGUUGGAGCAGCAACGGCAACUACAGCAGCAGCGGGAGGAGAUUGCUGAACUGGAGCUGCUGGUACAGACUGAGACGCUAAAGUGGGAGAGUAUGGCGAAUCCGAUUCUGAAGUCGAAGCUGGGCAAGCGUGUACAGAGUCUUCAGCAGGCGUUGGAGCUGAAGAAAGUUUCGCUUGGGGAAAGGCGCGAUGGGUAG
Paracoccidioides brasiliensis Pb18 is the source of this 1647-nucleotide messenger RNA. RefSeq lists its product as uncharacterized. The record is from RefSeq and is a predicted model, not a curated record. The transcript has a single exon. Gene Ontology annotation, cellular component: transcription factor TFIID complex. Gene Ontology annotation, biological process: transcription initiation at RNA polymerase II promoter; RNA polymerase II preinitiation complex assembly. Gene Ontology annotation, molecular function: RNA polymerase II general transcription initiation factor activity. The coding region runs from base 1 to 1647 and encodes 548 amino acids.